Linum tenue is the source of this 300-nucleotide messenger RNA. The record is from the annotation of a GenBank genome assembly. NCBI's taxonomy places the organism in Eukaryota, Viridiplantae, Streptophyta, Magnoliopsida, Malpighiales, Linaceae.
AUGGCUUCUUCGUCCAAGUUCUUCGUCGUUGCUCUCCUCCUUGUCGUCACAUUCUGCAGUAACAUGGAAAAUGGAAUGGCGGCUCGACAGCUCCUCCAACUGCCGAAACCCACAGCACUGCCUCCGAUGCCCACCAUCCCAUCUACUCUGCCGCAACCAACCCUGCCACCACUCCCCAGCGCCGCCGGCGCCAUUCCCACCGUCCCAUCUCUGCCAACCGUUUCUCUGCCGCCACUGCCAAGCGGGUUUCCAACCAUUCCUUCCAUCCCUGGCCUUACCCCGUCGGGCCCUGGAAACUGA